CAAUUUCACCUCGAAGUUAUGGCCGGAAAAGUAAAAUGGGCGACAGACAUUGAGAAAUCAAUACUCUUAAAUAAUUUUGAAAAGAGAGGCUGGAUUCAGACUUCUGCUGAUGAAGACUGGAACUUCUACUGUGGUGGACACGCCUAACAUGCCAAAGAGAGGUGUUAUGGAUGUAAUGGGAGGUCAGGACCUCAAUACAAUAGCUAUCGCUAAAGAGGUAGUGCUGAGCAAACUUGUGGGCCUGAAGAUAGACAAGUCCCCUGGUCCUGAUGGAAUGAAACCCAGGGUACUGAAAGAAAUGGAUGAAGUUAUAGUAGAGGCUUUGGUGAUAAUUUACCAAAAUUCUCCGGAUUCUGGGCAGGUCCCGGCGGAUUAGAAGACGGUGAAUGUCACGCCACUAUUCAAAAAGGAAUGUAGGCAAAAGGCAAGUAACUAUAGGCCAGUUAGUUUAAUAUCUGUAGUUGGGAGAAAAUUUGAAGCUAUCAUUAAAGAAGAAAUAACAAGCCAUCUGGAAAGAAGUGGAUCCAUCAGGCAGACGCAGCAUGGAUUCAACAAAGGAUGAGUGUACAGACAAUUCGAAAUGUUUUCAGCAUUGAAAAUGGCUACCGUCUGAAUGAUGAUCAAAUUGUGAAUCAUUUUCCAAACCAUUAUGAGCUGACACGGAAGGACUUGAUGGUAAAGAAUAUCAAGCGCUAUCGCCGAGAGUUAGAAAGGGAAGCAAGCCCACUUGUGGAGAAGGACGAAAAUGGCAAAUAUGUUCAUUUAGAUUUUAUUCCAGUCACAUUCAUGCUGCCUGGCGAUUACAAUUUGUUUGUGGAGGAGUUCCGAAAGAACCCAACUAGCACUUGGAUAAUGAAACCAUGUGGAAAAGCUCAGGGAAAAGGAAUUUUUCUUAUCAAUAAACUUUCCCAGAUCAAGAAGUGGUCACGAGACAGUCGGACAACCACAUUUAUAUCUCCAGCUGGGAAAGAGGCAUAUGUCAUUUCAUUGUACAUAGACAAUCCACUACUGAUCGGUGGAAAGAAGUUUGAUUUACGCUUGUAUGUGUUGGUGACCUCCUAUCGACCACUUAAAUGUUACAUGUAUCGGCUAGGAUUUUGUCGGUUUUGUACAAUGAAGUACACACCAAGCACUAGUGAAUUGGAUAACAUGUUUGUGCAUCUUACAAAUGUGUCUGUACAAAAACUGGGAGGUGAUUAUAAUCCUAUACACGGUGGGAAAUGGUCAGUGAAUAACCUGAGGCUAUAUCUGGAGAGCACACAAGGAAAAGAUGUAACUGAUAAAGUCUUUGAUGAUAUUCACUGGAUUGUUGUUCACUCACUGAAAGCUGUGGCACCAGUAAUGAUUAAUGAUCGGCACUGCUUUGAAUGCUAUGGUUAUGACAUCAUCAUCGAUGACAAACUGAAACCUUGGCUCAUUGAGGUGAAUGCUUCACCUUCACUCUCUUCUACUACUACCAAUGACCGCAUUCUGAAGUACAACCUCAUCAAUGACACCUUAAACAUUGUUGUACCAAAUGGUGAAAUGCCGGACUGCAAGUGGAGCAGAUGCCCACCAAAGGAAACACUUGGAUACUAUGAGCUCUUAUAUGAUGAAGAGUUGGCACAAACUGAAGGCAUGGAAUAUGAAGGAAAACCACGGUUGGGACUUGCUUUGAAUAAAGGCAUUCGACAGAAAGAUACCAGGAAGCCCUUUUCAACUUGGAAAUAAACUAAACUGAUGCACAAAUAUUCAAAAUAAUGCUCUUAUUUAUCCUCACAUUCAUAUCGUACAAUGCCAUUCCAGUUACAGUAUUAAUGUCAUAAAAAGACAAUGCAUCCUUCCUGAAUACCAGACCAUCUGCCCACUCAAAUCUUGUGUAAAAGACUAUGCAAGCAUCAAAUUAUUUGUAAAUGUGCUAUAUCAUUAGCUUAGUGUAUUUUUUGUUUUUAAAAUGACAUAAGUGAGCAGGUGGCCUAUGAUGCUGCAAACCCUCAUCAGUGAAGUAACUAAUUAAGCCAACAUUGUAAAAUGUCAAAUCUGACAUGAAAUAAAUAUUCAGUUUGCAUGUGACAUGACAAUUACCCAGUCUUUUUUGAGGCUGGUAUAUUGACCCUUUCAAGGUAUGAUUGGUUGUUCCUACCAUAGUACCUUUUGUAAUGAAAACUAGAGGACUGAAGUUAUCUUAUAUGUAACUACUAUACUGGAGUUAGAGACUGAGGAAUUUAUUCAAAUUCUACUAAACCAUUGCUGGUAUUUUACAAGUUUUAAAAGAUUUCUUGGUAGCAACACUAAUGGCUUUGGUCUUUUACCCAUGACUACUGUUGAAAUCUACUAGGAUAUCAUGAAGAUGUCCGGAAUUGUGCUUUGAAUUUACAGUGUUUAUUUAUUUGCAACCAUAAUGUACCUCAUUAAAUACCGUGCCUGGUAAUGUUUUGUAUUCCUUAUACAACUAGGACGAUAGUUAUUAAAUUCUGGUCAAUUGUUUACAUUGCAAAUAGUUACUGAAUUGUGAAGUUGUUUUUCCAGCACUGAAUAUCACCCCUAUUUACCUACUAUACAUUAUUUGAAAGGAAAUUACACACAAUUGAGUAAACAGCUUUCACCGCCCCUUUCAGUUGACAUCACUUGGUCAUAUUCUCAGUCUGCACACAUCAGCCGUUGUUCAUUCCCCCUCUCACUUUCACAAUUUAAUAACGUUUUGAUUUCCAAAUUUUCUUUGUUUAGAUGAAAGAUAGUCAACCUGAAGUAGUUUCCAUUCUAAGGCCAUGACUUGCUGAGCGUUUACAGUGGAGGUUUAAUUACCCCUUAUCCAAAAAGCUUGGGGCUGGAAGUGUUUCAGAUUUUGGAGUGUAUUGAGAUAGCUUGGGAUCGCCAUCAUUUCUGACUGAAUUUGUGUGCUACCAGUAAACUGCCUUUGUCUUAAACUUGUUUUUACUUAAUAGUAAAAAGCAUUACAUACCAUUUAUAUAAUGAAAAUAUAAUGUAUGCAGGGUAACAAAAGCAGCACAGCAGCUGCGAAAGGAUACCUGAAUCAGUGUUGAACAACAAACAACAGCAGAC
Messenger RNA from Mobula hypostoma (lesser devil ray), 3042 nucleotides. RefSeq names its product polyglutamylase complex subunit TTLL1-like. Gene Ontology annotation, cellular component: cilium. Bases 559 to 1710 code for a protein of 383 amino acids. The record is from RefSeq and is a predicted model, not a curated record. NCBI's taxonomy places the organism in Eukaryota, Metazoa, Chordata, Chondrichthyes, Myliobatiformes, Myliobatidae. Gene Ontology annotation, molecular function: metal ion binding; tubulin binding; ATP binding. The transcript is spliced from 10 exons. Gene Ontology annotation, biological process: protein polyglutamylation; microtubule cytoskeleton organization.